UACAUUCACCAAAUUAUUUCCUAGAAACUACAACUUGGAGCUUGCUUAGUUAUUUAAAGUACAGAGAACACACGGAGGAUUUUACAAGAGAUAAAUCAUUAGAGCACCAGUUUUAUGUUAAAGACCUUGAGUACCUUCAGAAAAAUCCCGAAGAAUAUCAACAAGCCGAACAAGUCGAACGGUGUCUUCUUAAUUUUCAGUCAUCUGAGUGCGCCUUGGUUGAUGAGUGUGGGGUGCGUCCUCCUUUAAGUGUCAAGAUACGCUCUGGUUUCUAUUGA
Funneliformis caledonium is the source of this 278-nucleotide messenger RNA. The record is from the annotation of a GenBank genome assembly. Lineage: Eukaryota; Fungi; Glomeromycota; Glomeromycetes; Glomerales; Glomeraceae.